Messenger RNA from Patiria miniata (bat star), 1411 nucleotides. RefSeq names its product protein PFC0760c-like. NCBI's taxonomy places the organism in Eukaryota, Metazoa, Echinodermata, Asteroidea, Valvatida, Asterinidae. The record is from RefSeq and is a predicted model, not a curated record. Bases 276 to 1280 code for a protein of 334 amino acids. The transcript has 4 exons.
AACAGCUGACGCAAAAUUGUCUAUUGUUCAAGAUAAUUCAGUCACUCAUCACCAAAGGUUUUUAUUUCUGAGUUGAGUACAUAUAGCUAAAUCUAUCUGGACGAAUUCAGAAUAUUUGUGCAUGUUGUUAGCUUAUUGUUUGUCUGAAAAUGCUAAAUAGCUAGCUGAAGCGGAUACAUAACUUUAGACACUGGACAACCAAGAAAUAGUGGAAACAAUAAUAGCGGUAAAAAGUUCAGCUCGAAGAGAAGAUUCGUCAAAAUUAAAGACACAGAAUGACGGUGAUGUUGUUUUCCAGCCGAGCAUUUCGAUUUGUCGCCAUGAAAUCUCUUCUCUUUGUUCUCUUAGCGUUCCAUGGCGGGACUAGCGGCCUUCCAGUCGGUCCCCGUGCCCCCGAUGCAGCUUCUGGUUCGUCCGUGGACGGCUCCGUCUACGUGCACCGCGAAGGGGAGGGUACACACGGGGGAGAGGACGGCGCGUCCAAGUACCUCCACAUGGGCCAAGACCCCAAGCCAGCCACUGUUGAUGGAUCCCCUUUCUUGGAGACCAAAGUAAAAGUGCUAGUUUCCGGCGGCGAGGUAUUUCCUAAACCUGCCAGCCCCGGACUUGCUCGCCGACGCCAUCUGCUGUGGUUCGGCUUCGGCGGUGGUGAUGAUGACAAAGAUGAACAAGAAAAUCAGAACGAAGCGGGAGAGAAGAAAGUAACACAGGAAGGGCCGGACCAGCACGAGGAGAAGACGGAAGAGAAGGCAAGGGUGGACGGGGAGAAAAAGCUGGGGGACGGAGAGGGGACGUUCAAUGAGGAGGCAGACGAUAGCUUGGAUGACGCCGACCACAUCUGGCACGAUGACGACCAUGAAGAGCGCGACGACGACACCGAGGAUGAUAAUGAAGAUGGGUAUUACAGCGACGGUGCUAGUGAGCAUGACGACGAUCACCAUGACACUGACGAUGGAAUUAUCUACACGCACGGCAAGAUUUUAAAAGUUGCCAAGAGCCUGCUUAACGAGUACCAACUGAAAAGCUUAAACAUAAAGGAGGAAUUGACAGACGUGAAGGGACGGGAGAAAGCAGCUGAGAGGCUGGAAUCAGACAUAGACACCGAGAUCGACCUGCUGAUGAAGCGAGCAGGAGACACGGACGCCGAGGAUGAGGGUAACGGAGAAGUCAAGAAGCUGGAAUUCUUGGAGAGAAUGAUGGGCGCCAAGAAAGACGCCAAGAAACGAGUCAAGGACAUCCUGACGGGACAUAACGUCCACUUUGAUAAAGACGACCUCUGAGCGUCAGUUUCAACAGCGGGAGGACUUCUGCUUAUAGAAUUCAACUUAAACGAACGCUAUGCUGAAGUUGCUUCCGUCGUUGCGAGGGCGGAUUUAAAAUGGUUUGUUCCGUCCAAAAGUUCCUUUCCUGA